Cyprinus carpio (common carp) is the source of this 3851-nucleotide messenger RNA. RefSeq names its product V-type proton ATPase 116 kDa subunit a 1. Gene Ontology annotation, cellular component: plasma membrane; vacuolar proton-transporting V-type ATPase, V0 domain; vacuolar proton-transporting V-type ATPase complex. Lineage: Eukaryota; Metazoa; Chordata; Actinopteri; Cypriniformes; Cyprinidae. Gene Ontology annotation, molecular function: ATPase binding; proton-transporting ATPase activity, rotational mechanism. The record is from RefSeq and is a predicted model, not a curated record. Gene Ontology annotation, biological process: proton transmembrane transport; vacuolar acidification.
GACCCUGUAGCAGCAGCAGGCGUGACGUCACGUAGCAGGUCAGAUCAUCCUCGCGGAGGUGAACAGAUCUCUUACUGAAGACGUCAAGGACGACUGACCAGUAGCAUCCAGCGGGACUGAUUUCUGAGCCGUGGGUGAGUUCCUGUGGCCUGCAGCAUCAUGGGGGAGUUGUUCCGCAGUGAGGAGAUGACUCUGGCCCAGCUCUUCCUCCAGUCUGAAGCGGCUUACUGCUGCGUCAGUGAACUGGGAGAGCUGGGAAUGGUGCAGUUUAGAGAUCUCAACCCUGAUGUGAACGUGUUCCAGAGGAAGUUUGUGAAUGAAGUGCGACGUUGUGAGGAGAUGGACAGGAAGCUCAGGUUCGUAGAGAAGGAAAUUAAGAAAGCCAACAUUCCAACAAUGGACACUGGUGAGAAUCCUGAAGUCCCAUUCCCACGAGACAUGAUUGACCUUGAGGCAACCUUUGAGAAGCUGGAGAAUGAGCUGAAGGAAAUCAACACUAAUCAAGAGGCCCUGAAGAAGAACUUUCUAGAGCUGACAGAACUCAAGCAUAUCCUCAGACGUACACAGCAGUUCUUCGAUGAGAUGGAGGAUCCAAAUCUUUUGGAAGAAUCAUCAUCUCUGUUGGACCCCAGUGAGGCUGGUCGAGGUGCCCCACUGCGACUGGGGUUUGUGGCUGGGGUUAUAAACCGGGAGAGAAUCCCCACGUUUGAAAGGAUGCUGUGGAGAGUCUGCCGUGGAAAUGUCUUUUUACGUCAGACAGAGAUUGAGGACCCUCUUGAGGACCCCACAACUGGAGACCAGGUGCACAAAUCUGUGUUUAUCAUCUUCUUCCAAGGAGACCAGCUGAAGAACAGAGUGAAGAAGAUCUGUGAAGGGUUCCGUGCAUCUCUGUACCCGUGCCCUGAGACCCCUCAGGAGAGGAAGGAAAUGGCAUCAGGUGUCAACACCCGCAUUGACGACCUCCAGAUGGUACUGAAUCAAACAGAGGACCACCGGCAGAGGGUUUUACAGGCUGCUGCGAAAACCAUACGUGUGUGGUUCAUCAAAGUGAGGAAGAUGAAGGCCAUUUAUCACACUCUGAACCUCUGUAACAUCGACGUUACACAGAAAUGUUUGAUCGCUGAGGUCUGGUGCCCCGUUUCUGACCUUGAUUCUAUUCAGUUCGCUUUGCGGAGGGGAACAGAACGGAGUGGUUCCACGGUUCCCUCCAUCUUGAACCGAAUGCAGACCAAACAGACUCCACCUACUUACAACAAGACCAACAAGUUCACCUCGGGUUUCCAGAACAUUGUGGAUGCUUACGGUAUUGGAACAUACCGAGAGAUCAAUCCAGCACCAUACACAAUCAUUACAUUCCCGUUCCUGUUUGCUGUCAUGUUUGGGGACAUGGGUCAUGGAGUGCUGAUGACAUGUGCGGCACUUUAUCUGGUCAUCAGAGAGAGCCGCCUGCUCGCUCAGAAGAGUGACAAUGAGAUGUUUAGCAUGAUUUUUGCAGGACGCUACAUCAUUCUUUUGAUGGGAAUAUUCUCAGUCUACACCGGACUGAUCUACAAUGACUGCUUCUCCAAGUCCCUCAACAUGUUCGGCUCAAGCUGGAGUGUGCGGCCCAUGUUUUUUCCUAAGGGAAACUGGACGUUUGAGACUCUGGAUGGCAACUCAGUUCUUCAGUUAGACCCUGCUGUUCCUGGCGUGUUUGGAGGCCCCUAUCCCCUGGGCAUCGACCCCAUUUGGAAUAUUGCCACAAAUAAGCUGACAUUCCUGAACUCGUUCAAGAUGAAGAUGUCUGUAAUCCUGGGUGUCAUUCACAUGCUGUUUGGAGUCUCGCUGUCCCUCUUCAAUCACCUGUACUUCAAGAAACCUCUGAACAUUUUCCUGGGUUUCAUUCCUGAGAUUGUGUUCAUGAGCAGCCUGUUUGGUUAUCUGAUCCUGCUCAUCUUCUACAAGUGGACGGCUUACGAUGCAACGACAUCUAAAGAUGCUCCCAGCCUUCUGAUCGCCUUCAUCAAUAUGUGUCUUUUCAACUACAAUGAUCCUACCAACAAACCCUUGUAUAGAGGACAGGUGGGAAUUCAGUCUCUGUUGGUGGUGAUAGCUCUGGCGUGUGUGCCGUGUAUGCUGGUGGUGAAGACUAUGGUCCUGCGUCGUCAGUACCUGUGGAAGAAGCACCUGUCCCAGAUGAGGGAGGCAAGACCUGCAGAGAAUCUAGAAACUUUAGAGCAGACAGGCUCACCCACCGGACUCACCCAACAGGGCAUGCAGAAGUUCGGUGGCGUCCGGGUCGGAAACGGGCCUACAGAGGACGAGGCGGAGAUCAUUGACCACGACCAGCUCUCGCAGCACUCAGAGGAAGGAGAUGAGCAUUCAGAGGAAGAACCGUUUAACUUUGGAGAUGUGGCUGUUCAUCAGGCCAUUCACACUAUAGAGUACUGCCUGGGCUGCAUCUCCAACACUGCCUCAUACCUGCGCCUCUGGGCCCUUAGUUUGGCUCAUGCUCAGUUGUCUGAGGUUCUUUGGGGAAUGGUGAUGCAUCUUGGACUGUCCUCGAGGAGUGGUGGUGGAUUCUUUGGCCUGUCGAUCAUUUUCUCUGCCUUUGCCAUGCUAACAGUGUGCAUCUUACUCAUCAUGGAGGGACUGUCUGCAUUCCUGCAUGCUCUGCGCUUGCAUUGGGUGGAGUUCCAGAACAAAUUCUAUACAGGACAGGGCUUCAAGUUUGUCCCGUUUUCCUUCGAGAGUAUCCUGGAGGGUCGAUUUGAUGAAUGAGCAACUUCAACGUUAUCAGAUAUCAUCAAUUCCCACUCCUGCAUGGAUCCUGUCUCACCCUGUCCUCUUCAGGAGCAGUGCUGUCUGGUGAAGUGUUUGUAAGAUGUGACCCCUAACCUCUAAAUGCACAUUUUCCUGGGUGUUUUUGAGAUGUGCUGUGUUCUGUAAGCCUUUCAGCCAGAUUUAUAACCUCUCUUUAGGUAAACAGUCCUUCAAAACAGUGUGGUAACUAUAAUGGAUGUUAAAAUGAUUGGAAUCUAGAUUAAUUAUUUUGAAUAAUUUUACAAACUGCACUCAAAAACCUUGCACUCUUAACCCUGGGUUAUCACCAUUCUAAACCCCGAUUUUAACCCCAGGUAAAGGUACAUUUUACACUGAUUUAAAAGCAGGGUAAGAGCCAGAUUGCGCUGCCAAACUUGUGCAGUGUUAAACAGUGUGAUGUUAGAAUGUUGUGGCUAGAUGUUUAGCAGCAGAUACACAAUCAUAUGCCUCAUAUUCACAUACUUUGGAAAGUUAUGGAAACAUUUCAUAUUGUAAAAACAGCACUUUCGGGGUUUGAGGGGAAAUGUUCUCUAAUAACACAAAACAUGUGAAUUGCAGUACCUGAUAGUCUGCAGUGUAUGCAAAUAAGAACAUUAACCCAGGGUUAAGGAAUUUACAGUGUGAAACAUCAGCAUAAGAAUAGCCAGGAUUCAUUUUUAACCUUUGGUAAAUUAUGAUCAGUGUGAAAAGUUAGUCAUAAAACAACAGAAUAAAGGUUAACAUCCUAUUACUGAGUAAAUAGCAAAGGAUAUCACAAGUCUCCUGAGGCAGCUAGUAAAAAAGCUAGUCAGUGUCUGGUGGACUGUCUUCAGACAUUUCUUCUCAAAAGUGAAACAUAUCAAUGUGGGAAAAAAAAUUGUAAAGAUUUACUUUAUUAUCUAGUUAUUUGUUGCUGUGGUGUUGUGGCAAGUCUUUUAUAUGCAUAAGAGAGUGUUUGUGCAUGGAUGAACAUUUCAGUGCAAAUUAUACAAUCAGAAGAGUCAAAGCUGUCUGUUGUUGUAAAACCCAGUUCCUCCUAAAUCAGACUAUUAAAGAUCUUUGGAUAAUUA